Messenger RNA from Pistacia vera, 1875 nucleotides. RefSeq lists its product as uncharacterized. The record is from RefSeq and is a predicted model, not a curated record. Lineage: Eukaryota; Viridiplantae; Streptophyta; Magnoliopsida; Sapindales; Anacardiaceae.
GUGACCCACCAAGAAUUGUGAAAGGGAAAGCAAAAGGUCAUUUCAAUCUUUAAUAAUUUAAUGGUUCACUUUCCCAAAAGUAAACACCUUCUUGAAGAAGUUUGCAGGAUAGAGACAUCUCUCUUCUUGAUAAGUAUAUGCAUAAGUGGGAGGAUCAACCUGAAGUAAACAAGACUGCUCAGCCUUUGAAAUCCCUUGAUCGCAAUGGUUGCAGGACACAAGCGACAUUCAAAGCAUUGGGAGAGGUCAUCCCCAGCUCAAAGGCAGCUUGAUCCUCGGUUCAAUAGACUUUCAAUUAAAUCGAAAAGGCCCUCCUCAACUCGAAGGGAUUUUGUUCCUCAGUACAAUAGACAUUCCGAUGAUUCAGAGUGGCCAUCCCCAGCUCCAAACAAUGGACAUUUUUUGUGGAGAUCGCCGAGACAUUAUGUACAAAGUAUUAAUGUCGUCAUGGCUGCAAGACACAAGCGACAUUCAAAGCAUUGGGAGAGGUCAUUCCCAGCUCAAAGGCAGCUUGAUCCUCGGUUCAAUGGACUUCCAAUUAAAUCGAAAAGGCCCUCCUCAACUCGAAGGGAAUUUGUUCAUCAGUACAAUAGACAUUCCGAUGAUUCAGAGUGGCCCUCCCCAGCUCCAAACAAUAGACAUUUUUUGUGGAGAUCGCCGAGACAUGAUGUACAAAGUAUUAAUGUCGUCAUGGCUGCAAGACACAAGCGACAUUCAAAGCAUUGGGAGAGGUCAUCCCCAGCUCAAAGGCAGCUUGAUCCUCGGUUCAAUGGACUUUCAAUUAAAUCAGAAAGGCCUUCCUCAACUCGAAGGGAAUUCGUUCCUCAGUAUAGACAUUCCGAUGAUUCAGAGAGGCCAUCCCCAGUUCCAAACAAUAGACAUUUUAUGUGGAGAUUGCCGAGACAUAAUGUACAAAGUACUAGGAGUAUUGCAUACCCAGAACGCGCAGUUUUUAAAUGGCUUCCAACAGGUUUGGAAAAUGAUAAUCAUUUUCCUUCUUCUGUGUGUCUUAAGCAGAUUUCUUUAGAACCCACAAAGAAAACUGGACAAAAUCCCUCCUUAGUUUUAGUGAACAGUCGUCUGGGUAAAGAUAAGGAUGAAGAGGGAAGGAAUGUAUCCGGAAGACCGUGGGAAUCUGUAGCAGAAAAUGUAUGGCCAGAUUUGCUGUCUUGUUUAGAAAAUGUGAGGAAGAAAAUGAAGUGUCAAGACCUGGAGGAAGUCUAUCCAAAAUUUGUUGCUAGAUUUGGCAAAAAUAUUUUUCAUGGGAAUGCUUCAAGGUGGUUCGACAAUGUCAGAAAAGGUCAGCUUCCUGAGACAACUUUGGGAAAAUUGACUAAAUCAUUUAACACAAAUGUUUCAACUUCAUACACGGAAAAAAUUAUAAGGGAAGCUGUGCCAAAAAUUGGAGUUGGUUUUGAUGAUAAGAAGGAUAUAUACCAUGUCAGGUUAUCUGACAGCACACAAAAAGACUCAAUUAUAUCAUGCAAAUGUACUUUAAACAAUGAUAAAAAGCUUGUGCUCUAUAAGGUUGAACUAAACCAAGUUCGUCACUUGGUUGUGGACGUAUCAUGCCUUGAAAAGGAUCUAGACCUAGGUGUGCUAGGCAGUAAGAGGAUCUUAACUGCUCUCUCUGAUGACGAAUCGCAUAGUAUUAGAGAUUUGAUUAAUUCGGCAGUUUUAGAUCCAGAGGUGAAGGGUGGAUUGAGAUGGCCAUGGGAUGGGCUAUUAUGGAAUAGAUACUGUGUUAUUGGGGUUUGGCACACAAAAGUGAAAUCAUAUAAAAGCCCAUCACUAAGGCUCAAGGUUAGAUAUGCUGAUCGAUCUGAUUUCAAGAGUGGAACUGGGGAAGCUACAAUGAGACUACCCUGCAAUUGA